This is a messenger RNA of Spodoptera exigua (beet armyworm), 1107 nucleotides long. NCBI's taxonomy places the organism in Eukaryota, Metazoa, Arthropoda, Insecta, Lepidoptera, Noctuidae. The record is from the annotation of a GenBank genome assembly.
CUGCUGUUACGGAGAAUUCACACAGUAAUUUAAAUGAGGAAAAUGAGGGUGACGCUUCUGUGUCUCUUCGUCGCUGCGGCAUAUACCGCAUCUGCGGUGCCACUAAAUUCGGACUUCUCAGAGGACCGUGAAUACCCACGGUUCAUUGAAUUUCCCGAUGGCGAUGGUGUUAUGCACACCGUCGACCUAGAAGCUGAGCCAGACUAUGAACUUCUUGACGAAAUUUCUAGAAACCCAGCAAACAAUGUAUAUUUAUUAUACACCAGACGCAACCCUACUUCGUCGCAGACAUUAGUGAUGAACGACAUUGCUUCCAUCUACAACUCUUUCUUUAACCCUCAUGUACCAACAGUUGUGAUUGCGCACGGUUGGCUCAGCAACCAGGAAUCUGACCUCAACCCAACUAUUAGAGACGCAUUGCUUCAUAAAGAGGACGUUAACGUGAUCAUUUUGGACUGGAAAAAACUUGCAUCUUCCCUUUCCUAUAAUACUGCCGUAAAAGGAGUACCAGCUGUUGGUCGAGGUCUCGGUCAAUUUUUGAAUUUCGUGCACUAUGUAACAGGAGCACCUUUGAACUCUAUGCACUUGGUUGGCUUUAGCUUGGGCGCUCACCUCGUUGGUAACGCUGGUCGUGAACUUGGUGGAAGGGUUGCUCGUGUCACAGCUUUGGACCCCGCUGGUCCUCUAUGGAACUACAACUCCAAUCGUGUUAAUCCUGAAGACGCUAUCUACGUCGAGGCUAUCCACACUGAUGGUGGUUACACCAUCGGAGGGCUUGGUAUUGGCUCCGAUGUAGCCAAUGCUGACUUCUACGUUAAUGGUGGUAUCUCCCAACCUGGCUGCCUCACCAACAUUUGCAACCAUAACAAUGCCUGGAGAUACUUCGCUGCUACUGUUACCUAUAACCAUAUUGUCGGAAAAGGGUGUUCCAGUUCCUGGCAAAUUACUUGGGAUAACUGCAAAGGCGAAGAACUUCACAUGGGAAAUAAUGAUCUCAAGAAAUACGGUUCUGGAAGAUUCCGCGCAAACACAUCCAGGAGAUAUCCAUACUGAUCGAUUUACUUACUUUGAGAUAAUUGAAUAAAACAGACUGGUUACUUUCUUAAG